AUGAGAACAGUCCACAAGAUCCCGCAGUACAUCUCGCACACUCUGUCCUGCUGCGAUCACGGACACUCUGACCUGCUGCGAUCACGGACACUCUGUCCUGCUGCGAUCACGGACACUCUGUCCUGCUGCGAUCACAGACACUCUGUCCUGCUGCGAUCACGGACACUCUGUCCUGCUGCGAUCACAGACACUCUGUCCUGCUGCGAUCACAGACACUCUGUCCUGCUGCGAUCACAGACACUCUGUCCUGCUGCGAUCACAGACACUCUGUCCUGCUGCGAUCACAGACACUCUGUCCUGCUGCGAUCACAGACACUCUGUCCUGCUGCGAUCACAGACACUCUGUCCUGCUGCGAUCACAGACACUCUGUCCUGCUGCGAUCACAGACACUCUGUCCUGCUGCGAUCACAGACACUCUGUCCUGCUGCGAUCACAGACACUCUGUCCUGCUGCGAUCACAGACACUCUGUCCUGCUGCGAUCACAGACACUCUGUCCUGUGUCUGUAUUUAG
Messenger RNA from Knipowitschia caucasica, 513 nucleotides. The record is from the annotation of a GenBank genome assembly. NCBI's taxonomy places the organism in Eukaryota, Metazoa, Chordata, Actinopteri, Gobiiformes, Gobiidae.